AUGUCUCAACCCAUCACUGGUGAAGACACUGACAAAGAGGUGAUAACAGAAGGAAAUGGCGUUAAACGCAAAGAGUUGAGUGAAGAUAACUCAGACCACACUCAUGAGAGUGUGAGCGGCGACGAGGCAUCGGAACCUUCAUCCGUGGCUAAGAAGAGGAAGACAUUGCCCUUCGAAGACGUUUAUGUGGAGAACCUGUGCUCCAGUGAGUCGUACGAGCGGUCAUAUAUGCACCGGGAUGUGGUGAGUCACGUGUUGGUCACCACCACCGACUUCAUCAUAACCGCCAGUAUUGACGGACACAUAAAGUUCUGGAAGAAGCUAUCGAUGGGCAUAGAGUUUGUCAAACACUUCCGCACACAUUUGGGACCAAUCAGUGACCUCUGUGUCAACUCAACGGGCACUUUGUUGGCCUCAGUGUCCACCGACAAGACAAUGAAAGUGUUUGAUGUGGUUAACUUCGAUAUGAUUAAUAUGCUUCGUAUGGACUAUAGGCCACACGCGUGUCAAUGGUGUCAUUCUGCCGGUGAUCCCAUCCCUGCCAUCGCUGUGUCGGAUGCCGACAGCCAUAAGAUCUAUACAUAUGACGCGACCGCCACCAACGCCGCCCUCCAUGUCUUCGAGCGCUUGCAUUCAGAUCCAGUCAUUUGUAUGAAAUAUAAUGCCGUCUUUUCGACUAUGAUUUCGGUGGACACCAAAGGGAUGUUAGACUAUUGGAUGUCCCAUAAGAAUGACUACAAAUUCCCCGCAAGUAUUGUGGACUUUGAGUCCAAACUGGACACCGAUUUGUACGAAUUCGCCAAAAACAAGACAAUACCUCACGAUAUCUGCUACUCAUCUGAUGGCAAACUCUUUGCAGCCAUUUGUGCCGAUCGAAAGGUGCGAGUAUUUAAGUUCUUGACGGGAAAACUGCUUCGAGUUUUCGAUGAGAGUCUUCAGCAGUUGACACAAUUACAACAGACGACACCACAGCUGCAGAACAUGGAGUUCGGGCGACGUAUGGCUAUGGAAAGGGAUCUCGAGAAGUCGGACGCAUUCCGAUUCGAGCGAAUCAUUUUCGAUGAGAGCAGUUAUUUCGUGAUAUACCCGACCCUUUUGGGCAUCAAAAUUGUCAACUGGUAUACCAAUAGAUGCGUCAAAAUGCUGGCGAAGGGCGAGAACUUCCGGGCGUUGAGUCUAUCCCUACAUCAGACCAUUCCUAACAAAAGCAAAGCAUCGGUUAGUGCCGAGAUGAAGGCCAGUGACAAUCCAGGUCUCGAGGCAUCACAUCCCGACCCAACCCUUCUGUGUACGGCUUUCAAGAAGAAUAGAUUCUAUUUGUUCACCAAAAGAGAACCCGAAGAGUCGAGCGGUGAGAACGCCACCGGCGCUGAUCGGGACGUCUUCAACGAGAAGCCCUCUCGCGAAGACAUCAUCGCCGCCACCGAAGCGCCGGCACAGCAGAAGAUAUGGGAUAACUGUAUAAUCCAUACAACGAUGGGUGACAUUCACUGCAAGCUAUUCGGCAAAGAAUGUCCCAAAACUGUGGAGAAUUUCUGCGUUAAUUCGAAAAAUGGUUACUUUAAUGGACACAUAUUUCAUAGAGUCAUCAAACAGUUUAUGAUCCAAACGGGUGACCCCACCGGCACCGGCACUGGAGGUGAAUCCAUUUGGGGCGAGGAGUUCGAGGAUGAGUUUCAUCCGGACUUAAAGCACGACAAGCCCUACACCCUUAGUAUGGCCAACGCCGGACCCAAUACUAAUGGCUCGCAAUUCUUUAUAACUGUU
This is a messenger RNA of Oppiella nova, 1767 nucleotides long. Lineage: Eukaryota; Metazoa; Arthropoda; Arachnida; Sarcoptiformes; Oppiidae. The record is from the annotation of a GenBank genome assembly.